UACAUGUGCCUGAUUGGUAAUUUCAUCAUGCAGCAUACCUCACUCAAGCCACUAGGUGAUAGAGUACUGGUAAAAGUUAAGGAUGCAGAAGAGAAAACUGUGGGUGGAAUUAUACUGCCAUCAACUGCUCAAUCAAAGCCUCAAGGGGGUGAGGUGGUUGCUGUUGGAGAAGGGAAGACAUUUGGGAAGAACAAAGUGGAAAUUAGUGUGAAGGCAGGUGCACAAGUUGUGUACUCAAAGUAUGCAGGGACUGAGGUGGAGUUCAAUGGUUCAAAACAUCUUAUCCAUUACACCCGAGAAUACAGUUCUGGAUUCCGAAUUUGCGGGGAACGACUUCAAGGGCAAAGAUGGUUCUGACUAUAUUGCUUUGAGAGCCUCAUAUGUCAUGGCCAUUCUCUCUAAGUUAUUAACCAUUUUUUGUAUUAUAUCCUAAAGUUUUGUGAUGAGGGAAAUUGUCAUUUUUAGCUAUGAGGCUUGAAAUAUAGUUGAUUGCUGUUCUAUUCCUUGCACAAUCUGCAUAACUUUUGUUGUAUCUGUUGUUUUGCAUUAUUGUCAAUGGCUUUUCAGCUUCUCAUGA
This is a messenger RNA of Vicia villosa (hairy vetch), 577 nucleotides long. Its product is annotated as 20 kDa chaperonin, chloroplastic-like. Gene Ontology annotation, cellular component: chloroplast; mitochondrial matrix. NCBI's taxonomy places the organism in Eukaryota, Viridiplantae, Streptophyta, Magnoliopsida, Fabales, Fabaceae. Gene Ontology annotation, molecular function: ATP binding; protein-folding chaperone binding; protein folding chaperone. The coding region runs from base 4 to 357 and encodes 117 amino acids. The transcript has 2 exons. The record is from RefSeq and is a predicted model, not a curated record.